Molecule: messenger RNA, 1179 nt
Organism: Saccoglossus kowalevskii
Lineage: Eukaryota; Metazoa; Hemichordata; Enteropneusta; Harrimaniidae
Product: aminopeptidase O-like
Cellular component (GO): nucleolus
Molecular function (GO): metalloaminopeptidase activity; zinc ion binding
Source: RefSeq, a predicted model, not a curated record
AUGGAGACUGAUAUACCUAUACUGUCUAACUCUGACCAGAUCAAAGUUCAUCAUUACAUUUUGGAUCUAAUUCCUGAUUUCAAUCAAAGAGUUUUCCAAGCCACAAUUUUGUUUUUCCUUGAACCAGCUGUUUUCAAUGACAAUACUGAUCACUCGUCCUCGACCAAAACGAUCAGUCAAAAGUAUGUUGAAAGAGAUGCUGAUUAUUGCCAUAGCGAUGGAUGCAGGAUUCAGGAUUUUUUGCAACGUCGGCAUGGUUGCAGUGAAAUAGGACAUGAAGGAAAUAGCAAUGUGGUUGGAGACCAAGAAAGCGUAAACAUGUGUGGCCAAAUAUCAGCAGCAUCAGUAAGUAGCAAGCUAAUUAAUUGUGAAGAAAAGUUUCAAGAUAACAAAGAGCAUUUUGAACUUGUACUUGAUUGCCAUCACCUCGAUGUUGAAGAUGUAGAAGAAGUAUUUUUACCGUCAUGGAUAAUAAACGGAAAUUCAGGCAAUGCAGAUGAAAAUGUAGAUUACGGAAAACUGCCAACCUCUAUAGAGAAGCUACUCAGGGUCACAAGUGGAGACUUUGAAGGGAGAAAUAGCACUUAUCUUCAAUGUAUAAAACUGACUGGACAGAGAGUCAAGUUUGUAUCACAGGAAUGGUGUAUUCGAAUCUGGAAAGACGGUGUUCAUAAUGCGAGGGAUUUUCCAAGGCUUAUAAGAGUGAAAUACCGCACUACUACAAGAGGUUCCUCUGUCACAUGGUCACAUGACCAGGAUGGAAAUUUGUGUGUGUUUUCACAAGGUUCAAGUGAGAAUAACAGAUCACUGUGUCCCUCACAAGAGACGGCUGGUUCCUUAUCGACAUGGCAAGCAUUUGUACAUGUACAGACGCAGUAUACUGUGCUGAUGAGUGGGGACCAUGAUCCUCUUGUUUCCAUGGAUACAAAUGGUUUGCAGUGUUUUUAUUAUGUUUUGGAAGUUCCAUUUUCACUGUGCAACAUUGGUGUUAGCAAUAGGGCAAUGGAAGUCUAUACACAUAUCCACAGAGAUGCCAUUGGAUAUGCGCCACCUUGCAACCUGUGAUUCUCAUUCACCUGUGACAUCAUGUCAACAUGCCGUCUUCCCAUGUCGGAUCAACUGCACCUACCAGCCCAUAAUUCCUUGUAAGAUUUACUGUCCACCCAGUCUCCUUCCGGC